AUGUCUACCCCAACCGAAUCCCAGAUCCUCACAAACUACCUCCUCCUCCCCGCCGACCUUCGCACCAUCAUAACCCCAAACCAAUUCGCCGCCCUCUUCCCCCGCCCCCACCAAUCCUCCCCCAACAUCCAGACCCUGUACCGCGACCUCGAACACCAGCGCUCCACAGCCGUCGACGCCGUGCGCAAAAACAUCGCCGUCGAAACAAAGAGGGGAUACCGCCUGCGCGACGAAGUGGCCAAGGCGCGCAGGGAGGAGGAGCAAGGGGAGGAAGACGACGAGAUUGAGAUUGAGAGGGCCCUCUUCGGAUCGUCGACUGAUGCAAAGAAUACGAAACACACCCUCUCGUCCAUCAUCCCCGAACUGGACGGCGCCGUAGAAGACUUGGAAGCCGAGAUUAAGGCUCUGGAAGACGAGGAAAAGACCAUCAUCGCAUCGCUCAAGAAGACCGUGGGGACGAUGAGCGAUCUGCGCUACGGGGAGCUGGAUAAUAAGGAGCUGCCACAGGAUACCCUCGAGGCUUUAAAAGCUCUUACAGCGAGGUGUAACGACAUGGAGUGA
Messenger RNA from Scedosporium apiospermum, 561 nucleotides. RefSeq lists its product as uncharacterized. The coding region runs from base 1 to 561 and encodes 186 amino acids. The record is from RefSeq and is a predicted model, not a curated record. Gene Ontology annotation, biological process: chromosome segregation. The transcript is spliced from 2 exons. NCBI's taxonomy places the organism in Eukaryota, Fungi, Ascomycota, Sordariomycetes, Microascales, Microascaceae. Gene Ontology annotation, cellular component: kinetochore; Mis6-Sim4 complex.